UAGGGUCCCAUAUAUAUAUGUAUAUUUUAUUAAGUAAAAUAAUCUACUGCGCGACAAUAAACUCCUAUUUGACUCCAGGCUGCGCGCAAUUGAAUGUACUGUAACGUCCCUUCAACACCACUCUCCGCCGCUAGAUGUCGCUGGUCCCUGCGUGUUGUGGCUUGUGGGCUGGCGGGGGGCUGGCUGGAUGUGGGCUGCUGGGGGCAGCUGGGUAUGUGUGUGUCUGUGAGUGUGUUUAAGACGCGUCGACUCGAGCAGGAGCAGCAGCAGCAGCAGCAGGAGGGGGACUUGAAAACUUCAUUGCGUCCAGUGAGAGCGGGGAUUUGGCGAUUUAGAGGCUUCCAGUCCAGCUGCGAUCGUCGGAGAGGAGGACCGGUCCGGUUCUCGGCACUGGAACCAUUUCCGGCCAACAUGGAUGAUUUAGAUGCUUUAUUGGCGGACCUCGAGUCCACAACAUCCCACAUCUCAAAACACCCCCUUUUCCUGUCUGAAGAGGCCGCCUACUCCUUUCCUGUGCGGGGUCAGACUCAGCAAGACGUCUGCUCUCCAUCCCAAGUCCCACCCACUCCCUCAGACCAAGCUCUGAAUGGAGUAGAAGAAAUAGAGUCUGUCAGCACAGCGCAGAGAAGUCCUUGGUCUAGAGAUAGCAGCAGUCUAGGCCAACCCACUGGUGGAGAGGACCACGUGUACAGUCUCCCUAAUAAACAAAAGAGCAGUGACUCAUCAGCUGGUGCAAUGAACUCACUGGGCAGCAACCUGUCUGAGCUGGACCGCCUGCUGUUGGAGCUCAACGCUGUGCAGCAAAGCACCCCUGCCUUCGCCACAGAAGAGGAAGCAGCUCCACCGCUGCCUGGCAGCAGCGUUGUCCACCACGUACAGGAGAAUGGAGUCUCCACUGCAGGUAAAGCCAUUCCUCCUGUGGUGGAGAAGCCCAAACGUAGUGGACCCACUCGAGGAAUCGAGGACGUUCGACCAAGUGUGGAGAGCCUUCUGAAUGAGUUGGAAAGCUCUGUCCCAGCACCACACCCCACACCGUUGGUGGUGUCAGAUGAGCAAACAGAUGGACAAGAAUCGCUGUCACAACAACAAGCCAGAAUGUCUGCCUCCUCUGCCACACGAGAGCUGGAUGAGCUAAUGGCCUCCCUGUCUGACUUCAAAGUGCAAAGCAAUAUCCAUUCACCAGGAAAGACUUCUCCCUCUCCUGCCCCCAAACCAGCCAACAAGCUGGACAACAUGCUGGGAAGCUUGCAGUCUGACCUCAACAAACUUGGCGUCCAGACGGUGGCUAAAGGGGUCUGCGGUGCUUGUAAGAAACCGAUUGCUGGGCAGGUGGUGACUGCCAUGGGCAGAACGUGGCACCCCGAGCACUUCGUGUGUACCCACUGUCAGGAGGAGAUCGGCUCCAGGAACUUCUUUGAGCGCGAUGGGCACCCUUACUGCGAAAAAGACUACCACAACCUGUUCUCACCGCGAUGCCACUACUGCAAUGGACCCAUACUGGAUAAAGUAGUGACUGCUUUGGACAAGACUUGGCAUCCAGACCACUUCUUCUGCGCUCAGUGUGGAGCCUUUUUUGGACCAGAAGGUUUCCAUGAGAAGGAUGGAAAGGCAUACUGCAGAAAGGAUUACUUUGACAUGUUUGCCCCUAAAUGUGGUGGAUGUGCCCGUGCCAUCCUUGAGAACUACAUUUCUGCUCUUAACUCACUCUGGCACCCUGAAUGCUUUGUCUGCAGGGAGUGCUUCACGCCAUUCAUAAAUGGCAGCUUCUUUGACCACGACGGCCAACCGUACUGCGAGGCUCACUACCAUGAGCGGCGUGGCUCGCUGUGCUCUGGCUGCCAGAAGCCCAUCACCGGCCGCUGCAUCACAGCCAUGGGCAAGAAGUUCCACCCCGAGCACUUUGUGUGCGCCUUCUGCCUCAAGCAGCUUAAUAAGGGCACCUUCAAAGAGCAAAAUGACAAGCCCUACUGCCACCCCUGCUUUGUUAAGCUCUUCAGUUAGACUCUGUGCCUGUGUGCCAUUGUGUGUGUACAUGCGUCUACACGUUUAAUGUCUAAAUGCACAUGUGGAUGUAUGUGCACUUGUAUGUCUAUGUGCAUCUAUGAGUCAGUGGUUUUUCAGACAGAAGGCGGUGAGAAAUGUUUCCUGACUAUUAACUCCUGAUACUGGAGGGACUUUCCGGGUUGCCCAACCUCUUAGGUUUGGCCUUUUACACUUUUACUAAAGAGAUUUUUAACAGAGCCCAAAGAGAUUUUUAUUUUGCUCCUGUGCUUGACAGGAUAAGGGAAAUUGUUUUUGUUUUUUUAAAAUUUCCCCUUCUGUGUGUGUGUGUGUGUGUGUGUGUGUGUGUGUGUGUACAUAAGUAAGCAUAUGAGAAUCAAGAUAAGAGCCCAGAUUUGCAAAUGAUUUUCUGCCCCCGCUGCAGGGCAACAUCCUGCAUCAUGUGGCGGUGAGUCUAUGUUGGCAGAUAUGUAACAGCUGCUUGAUUGCAUGGACCACAGAGAGUUGACUUGCGUAGUUUUAAUGUAUGUGGAGAGUUGAAUACACAGUGCUUGGCUAAUGAGUGUUUAAAAAAUAUGUAUUUUUCUAGAUUUGGAAACUAUUGAGGUGCCAUUUAAAAUAACUAUGAAAACUCCCCAUAUGUACAUAUAUAUGUAUAUGGAGCGCAUAUGUAGACAGAGACACACACUGAACCAUUUCUCCUUCACUUGUUUAAUAUACUUGUCCAGUCUCAGCACACGCCAACAGCAGAUCUCUUGAUGAGACCAUCUUCAGGUGCAUUUUCUAAGUUGGUCCUCCUGACAUGAGUUCUUGUUUUUUCUACAGUUUUUCUAUGGAAAUGAACCCAGGUGUUUUCACAGUUUAAACAUAGGUUACUCACAUUUCUAGCCUGAUUAUUUCCCAAUAAAAGUGAAAUCAAACAGAAUAUUAUCAUAUUGGAUCCGUUUGCGGCGCUGGUGCAACCUCGGUGUGUGUGUUCUUUACGUAAACAACUUUCAGAUGAAAUCGAAUGACUACAAAAAUAAACAUAGGUCAAUGAGGACAGUAUAUGUAGUUUGGCUGACAUCGUGAGAAUUUUUAUAUAUAUUUUUAAUUUAUGAGAAAAAAAUGCUAAAACAAAGCUGAUUUCACUGCUGUUUACCUCCAGUUACCACACAAUAAAUGAAAGCAAAUUUUAUUCAGAAUAAACAAUGUCUCAUUUACACAUUUUCCACAUUUUGCUGUUGCUACUAACGUACAUUUAUCACUGUUUUAAAUCUUAUUAAUAAGGCCGAGGUAAAGAUUUAAGGUGUUUGUCCUUUUCAUUUCAAUGCAUGCUAACUUCUUAUAUGUGGAGUUUGAUCAGCACCAGCUGCCAGUUGCUGUUACAAUCAGAAUCUAAAUUUGUAUACGUGUGAAACGCUCGACUCUGUGACACAACUGUGUUUUGUCACCGUUUUGAUGGAAAUUUAUAUAUUUUUGAGCUACAGAGGCUCGGCCUGACAUGCAAAGAGCUGGCUCUGUUGAUAUGUAGCCUGACAGUAGUCUACCCUGGUCUCAUUCCUUCACACACAUGCACGCGUAUACCAGCUUGGAUUCCAGUGUGUCAGUGUUUUCUUCAGUAUUUUUUUUUUUUUAUUAUAUGAAUUGUGAUCCUGCUGUCAGAGUGAUAUUGCUGCAAAGCUCACAGAUGGAAGUUUGAUGUGAGCGUUAGCUGGUCAGAAAUCAUGACAUGAAACCAAGCCUUUAGCAAAAUUCACUUAAUGACUUUUAGCAGCUUUUUUUGAAUUGUACCUUUUUUGCCACAUAAAGAUUGUGUUUUUUUUCUUUUUGACAUUAAUCUCUAUAAAUUUAAAACUAUUAAUACAUGGUAUCCAUAUCCAGAUUGUUUUUACUUUGAGAAAAUAUCUCUUGUGCCAAAUGUGUCAAUGCAAUAAGGUCUUAUACACUGUGGAGUUCUCAGCCUUUUCCUGUGAUUCGACUCCUUUUGGGCUGAACUCUGAGAGGGCUUCAUCUGCUGUGGUGCAUCUUAACCCCAAACUAUACACUGUAACAGACAAGCCGAGGUGAAGCCUGCUGUACCGAGUCAUUCAGCAGACACUGUGGUGUUCACCUGUAGCAGAUUGAGAGUACUGGAUGUAGCAGGGGCAAUGUCGAUUACGGGGUUGAGUCUUCAGUUAAAAUGAAUAUGCCUCAUAAAAGAUAAUUAAUUCUGCUCAUGUAUAUUUGUCUUCUUACAGGUAUUGCCUUAUGGUUUUUGCUUCUUUCAAUGAAUUCAUGAGCGAAAUUUAAGCUUUUCACUGUUAAUGCGGUUAAAUCGACUUUGCUUUUUAAAUGGAGACCUUCAUGUGAUCUUUUCUCUUUGUGGGUGGGGCGUAAGCCUAUGUGGGUCCUGAUUCUUCUGCAAAUAAAAUAUCAAAUAUUUA
Oreochromis niloticus (Nile tilapia) is the source of this 4406-nucleotide messenger RNA. RefSeq names its product paxillin. Bases 94 to 2001 code for a protein of 635 amino acids. Lineage: Eukaryota; Metazoa; Chordata; Actinopteri; Cichliformes; Cichlidae. The record is from RefSeq and is a predicted model, not a curated record. Gene Ontology annotation, biological process: transforming growth factor beta receptor signaling pathway; substrate adhesion-dependent cell spreading; endothelial cell migration. The transcript is spliced from 11 exons.